AAGCUGAAGAAGAUGUGGAAGAGCCCCAAUGGCACCAUCCGAAACAUCCUGGGGGGGACGGUCUUCCGAGAGCCCAUCAUCUGCAAGAACAUCCCCCGCCUGGUGCCCGGCUGGACCAAGCCCAUCACCAUCGGCAGGGAGGCCCCCCGGGGGCAGUACAAAGCCACCGACUUCGUGGUGGGCAAGUCCGGGACGUUCAAGAUGGUCUUCACGCCGAAGGACGGCAGCGGGGCCAAGGAGUGGGAGGUGUACAACUUCCCCGGCGGCGGUGUGGGCAUGGGCAUGUACAACACGGACGAGUCCAUCUCGGGCUUCGCUCACAGCUGCUUCCAAUAUGCCAUCCAGAAGAAGUGGCCUCUCUACAUGAGCACCAAGAACACCAUCCUCAAGGCCUAUGACGGGCGCUUCAAAGACAUCUUCCAGGAGAUCUUCGAUAAGCACUACAAGACAGAGUUCGACAAGCUCAAGAUCUGGUAUGAGCACCGGCUCAUCGACGACAUGGUCGCCCAGGUGCUGCAGUCC
This is a messenger RNA of Fulmarus glacialis (Northern fulmar), 522 nucleotides long. RefSeq names its product isocitrate dehydrogenase [NADP], mitochondrial. Gene Ontology annotation, cellular component: mitochondrion. The record is from RefSeq and is a predicted model, not a curated record. Gene Ontology annotation, molecular function: isocitrate dehydrogenase (NADP+) activity. The transcript has 4 exons. Gene Ontology annotation, biological process: isocitrate metabolic process. NCBI's taxonomy places the organism in Eukaryota, Metazoa, Chordata, Aves, Procellariiformes, Procellariidae. The annotation marks the transcript as partial.